AUGAAACCGAACUUGAAGCAAUGGAAACAACUCAUGCUGUUUGGGAUCUUUGCAUGGGGUCUGCUUUUUCUGGUGAUAUUCAUCUAUUUUACAGAUAGCAACACUGCUGAACCAGCUCCGAGUUCCUUCUCUUACAUUGAAACCAAGAGGCUGCUGCCACUCCAGGGCAAGCAGAGAGUCAUCAUGGGAGCCAUUCACGACCCAUCAUUCUCUGAAACCAUCAAUGGGAAUGAGGUGCUUCUUAAUGAAGACCUCUUAGGUACCUUUAAAUCAGGGACUGGAAGUAUUAAGAAGUGGACUGAUUUGGAAGAUGCCUUUAGAAACGAAGAGGAGUUUUUUCCAUCCCAGAUAGGAAGAAAAUCAAAAAGUGCUUUCUACCAAGUGAACGACGAUUAUUUAUUUGCUGCUGGUCAGCCUCGGUCACACAACCACCUCCAGGAGAUAGCAAAAUUCAUCUCAGCCAACGAGGAUAAUCCAAAAGUAAACAUUCUACAGAACAACUGGAGCCAUCAGAGAAGAAUGAGGAGAAGGAGCGCAAGACACAGGAGAAACCAGAUGCUCGAUGACUCUGAUGACUGGGAUGGGCUUUAUUCCACCAUGUCAAAAUCCUUUCUUUACAAGCUUUGGAAAGGGGACGUCUCUUCCAAGAUGCUAAACCCUCGACUGCAGAAGGCAAUGAGAGAUUAUUUGAGCACCAAUAAGCACGGGGUGCGGUUCAAGGGGAAACGAAACUCCAAGCUGACAGGAGACCAGCUAUUCUGUGAGCUGAAAGAGAGGGUGCAUGUGAGAACAAUAGAUGGCAAGGAGGCUCCCUUUUCCACUCUUGGAUGGGAAAAGCACGUUCCCCAAAUCCCACUGGGCAAAUUGUAUGCACAUGGCUUCGGGAGCUGUGCUGUGGUGAUGUCUGCUGGUGCAAUACUCAACUCCUCUCUAGGGGAUGAAAUAGAUUCUCAUGAUGCUGUUCUGAGAUUUAAUUCUGCUCCAACGCAUGGCUAUGAAAAAGAUGUUGGAAAUAAAACAACAAUGCGGAUCAUUAACUCGCAGAUUCUCACCAAUCCAAACCAUCACUUUGUCGACAGCUCCUUGUACAAAGAUGUGAUCUUAGUAGCCUGGGAUCCUGCCCCGUACUCUGCAAAUCUGAAUGUGUGGUAUAAGAAGCCAGACUACAAUCUGUUCACUCCCUACGUGCAGCACCGCAGGAAGAACCCAACCCAGCCGUUCUACAUUCUCCAUCCAAAGUUCAUAUGGCAGCUCUGGGACAUCAUUCAGGAGAACACUAAGGAGAAGAUACAGCCCAACCCUCCUUCUUCAGGUUUUAUUGGUAUCCUCAUCAUGAUGUCCAUGUGUGAUGAAGUGCACGUCUACGAGUACAUCCCCUCAGUCCGCCAGACCGACCUGUGCCACUACCAUGAACUCUACUAUGAUGCAGCUUGUACCUUGGGGGCCUACCACCCGCUGCUCUACGAGAAGCUCUUGGUGCAGAGGAUGAACAAAGGUUUGCAGGAUGAUCUGUAUCGCAAGGGGAAAGUCAUUUUGCCAGGGUUCAAAGCUGUCAAGUGCCCUGAACGAAGUGAUUUCCCACGUUUGUAGAGAAAAAAAAAGAGUCCUCCAGAAACAAUGUGCAAUAAGGUACUACUGUCGUACUAUAAACGAGAGGAGAAUACUUGAAAAAUGGAUCUUAGACCAAUCUAGUCUUGAGUCUAUAAAUUGUAAUUAAGUAGCAGGCAUGAGAAAUACGACUUUCCUGAGCCUGGGUAUUUAUUACUGCUUUGCAAAUAGUGAAAGAAAAACAAAGGCUUAGCUCAUGAGAGGUGCAAAGGACAUACUUAGGCAGAAAUAUAAUGUAUUGUUGUGGAUGUGACUGUCAGAAGUUGUUGGUGGUUCCUUAUGCCACGUAUGCUAGACUGUAACAUGUUUUUAUUUUGAAAUGAACUUAUUUAACUGUUAAACCUGGCAUUGUGAAACAGCCUCUAUUGCUAUUGUACAGAGCAGCCAGUUGAACAAUGCAGCAUUUCUCGUGGCUCCCUGGGAUUUUCACACUCUCCAAGAAUGAAGUAAUACCUGCUCUGAGCUGUGCAGUCAUUGACUAGAUGAGAUUUUCAUUCCCAUUCAUACACAAGCUCAGUUACACACCUCCAGCUGUCCAGGGGACCUUAUGGUGGCUAUGAAGUCAGUGCAGGUGGAGAUGGUGGUGCACACAGCUCAACCAGCUGAACUGCUGGAUAUACUUUUGAUGCCAGAUCCCCACACUCACACUGACUGCAUAAGGCAGAGUGAAA
Molecule: messenger RNA, 2279 nt
Organism: Merops nubicus (carmine bee-eater)
Lineage: Eukaryota; Metazoa; Chordata; Aves; Coraciiformes; Meropidae
Gene: ST6GAL2
Product: ST6 beta-galactosamide alpha-2,6-sialyltranferase 2
Exons: 5
Coding region: 1-1590 (529 amino acids)
Molecular function (GO): sialyltransferase activity
Source: RefSeq, a predicted model, not a curated record